This is a messenger RNA of Penicillium riverlandense, 2637 nucleotides long. Its product is annotated as putative GTPase activating protein (Evi5). The transcript has 4 exons. Bases 1 to 2637 code for a protein of 878 amino acids. NCBI's taxonomy places the organism in Eukaryota, Fungi, Ascomycota, Eurotiomycetes, Eurotiales, Aspergillaceae. The record is from RefSeq and is a predicted model, not a curated record.
AUGGACGAUGCCGAGCCCGUGUCGCCCGGGGCUUCCCACACCCACAAACCCACCGACUCCAUGGUCACCGUCUCGCUGUCCGAUAUCCAGUCCAACUCCGAACAUACCCAGCUAGACUGGCGCUCCCUGGACAUUCCCCCGACCUCCGCCGAAGAAGAUGCUCCCCUCGAGUCCGAGGCCCACAGCCCCGAGGACGAGGAGCUUGGUCCCACCUUGCUCACAAACGCCGUGUACACCCCACCACCUAUCGAAGAAGAAGAAGAAGAGGAAGAUAUUCCAGACUCGGAUUCGGACUUGGACGAUUUGGAUUGGGAGCAUCUGGAUAGAACCGAGGAACAAGAACCUCGGGGAGAAGGAUCCGACGAUUCAACGGCCCUGCUUCUGGCUCGUCUCGAGCAAGAAAACAAUGCCCUGGCGACUAACCCGAAAUCCGGGCUGGCCAAUAGCCCCAAUGUCUCGCAACACCAGAGGCAGUCCCGCUCACAGUCACUGCACCAGAUCAAACGCCUGAUCAAUGAACCAACCCGGUCGGAGCUGCGGUACUCCCAGCUUUCUCCUCCGCCCAUGACGGAGCUGGAGUUCUGGGCCGCCCUGGUGGCGGAUUACCCCCAGACCGCGCAGCGUCUCCCGACCCUGACAUCGAACAAGAUCCAGGGGGAAUUCCACCGAUUGACCGGCGAAAGCAGUCCGUACAAUGACCUAAUCGGCAAAGACAUUGGCCGCAGCUUUCCCAAUGUCGAGAUGUUCCGAGACCCCGCGGGCGAGGGACAGCAGAUGCUGGCUCGCGUGCUACAAUGCUUCAGCCUCUACGACACCAAGAUCGGCUACUGCCAGGGCCUCGGGUUUGUCGUGGGCCCGUUGCUCAUGCACAUGACGGAUGCCGAAGCCUUCUGCGUUCUUGUUCGGCUCAUGGACCACUACAAUCUUCGCACAUGCUACCUGCCCGAUCUCUCCGGCCUUCAUCUCCAUGUCUAUCAGUUCCAGAACCUCCUGGCACGGCACCGACCCGCCCUCUUUGAGCACUUGGAAGCGCUGAACGUGGAGCCAGCGUACGUUUCACAGUGGUUCCUGUCCUUUUUUGCGGUGGUCUGUCCGCUGCCCAUGCUCCUGCGGAUCUACGAUGUCAUCUUCCUGGAGGGCGCCAUUGAAACGUUGAUGCGUGUCGCGCUCUCCCUCAUGCAGCGCAAUGAGAAGAAAAUCCUGGCAUGUACCGAAUUCGAAGAUGUGAUGCAGCUGCUGCUCUCGCGCAGCUUGUGGGAUAUCUACGCGUUCAACGCCGAUGAUCUCGUCAACGACUUCGUGUCGCUGACACCGCUGGUCACCAAGGAGAGUUUGCAGGCCCUCGAAGCCAGCUACAACCAGUCCCAGGGCGUGCCGACAAGCAUUACCUUCCCCUCCAUGCAGGCGGCAGCCACCCGCUUCCUCGGCCGUCUAUGGGCGAGCUCCUCCGUCUCUCACAACUCCCUCAAAGCUCUCACUCCAAACCCGACUCCUUCCCGCCCCCCGAGCACCAUCCGGCGCUCCACCUCCAAACAGAGCAUGACCUCGACACUGAACUCGGUUGAAAGUGCUUCUGUUGCCAGCACGGCCCCGACCGAGGCCUCGUCGGCCAUGACGAUUGACGGCCAGAAAUCGCGCGUCAAAUCCAACAUGUCCUACAACAAGGACCGAGAUCUCCACUCUCAGAUCGAAGACCUGCUCAUGGCCCUGAGCGAGCUGCAGCGCCAACACGCAGACCUCACUCGCGAAAUACAGCAGGAGCGAGAGGAGCGCGAGGAAGACCAGCUGGUGGCGAAGGCCAUGUUGAACCACCUCCAAGAGAUAAGCUCGGACGCACAACCGACGGAUCUCAUCGCCAAGGCGCAGGCCCGGUUCACCCCGUGCGAGGCAGAACCCAAGCGCGAAGAAAUCGUGCAGACGAAGCACCAGCUUCACGACGAGGUGGCCCACUGGAAGGAAAUGCACCAGAUCGAGGCCAGUCGGCGUCAGGACCUGACGCGACGGAUGGAUGAGUUUGAGCAAGAGAAUGCGUCCAUGAAGGAACAGCUCCGCGAAGCUCGCAGCCGGAUCCAAGAUGGAUACCGUGAUCGACAGCGCCUGGAGCGCACGAACCAGGAACUGCGCGCUCUCAAGAGCCCCGCGGCCUCGGAGGCGUCCACGCCCGCCGAGGUCGUGUACUCCUCCGCCUCCGAGAUUAGUAGCGAGGCGACCUCCCCGGGCCUGCGCGAGCUGACGCUGGUGCGCACCAAUUCGGUGAAGAGUCCGACCUUCAACAAGCGGUCCAGCAGUCUGGGACUGCAGACUAUACUCUCCACCACUAAUAACCAGCCCGGAACCGACGAAACACUGCUGCUGGAGCUGGUCAACGCGAAGACGGCCGAGGCAGUCGCGCAGCAGGAGCUGGAGGAGGUGAAGGGCAAGCUGGAGGCGCUGCGAAAGUUGGUCGGCUCGUCUACCCCCACGCCCGGCAAGGAGAACCGAAAUUCCCUCCUCGGGGGGCGAUCCUUGACGGCGCAGAGCAGCAUCCAGAAGACCCCGACUGAGCCAGCCAAGCCUGCGGCCACUCCGGGCGGAUUCUUCAGUGGCUGGGGACGUCGGGUCGCGACGACGCCGCCGGUCGGCGCUGAAACUCCUUGA